Pteronotus mesoamericanus is the source of this 993-nucleotide messenger RNA. RefSeq names its product solute carrier family 16 member 4 (gene SLC16A4). Gene Ontology annotation, biological process: monocarboxylic acid transport; transmembrane transport. Gene Ontology annotation, molecular function: monocarboxylic acid transmembrane transporter activity. Gene Ontology annotation, cellular component: plasma membrane. The record is from RefSeq and is a predicted model, not a curated record. NCBI's taxonomy places the organism in Eukaryota, Metazoa, Chordata, Mammalia, Chiroptera, Mormoopidae.
AUGCCAAGGAGCGUGAGGCAGGCACCACCCUACACCACGGCCCUGGAUGGAGGCUGGGGAUGGAUGAUUGUGCUUCACUUCUUCCUGGUGAACGUGUUUUUGCUGGGAACUGUGAAGUCUUUUGCAGUUUUCUUUGUGGUUUUCCAAGAAGAAUUUGAAAGCACCUCGGAGCAAACUGGUUGGAUUGGCUCCAUCAUGGCUUCACUCCGUUUUUCUGCAGGUCCCCUGGUUGCUGUUGUCUGCAACAGAUAUGAAGAGAAAACUGCCUCCCUUCUUGGGGCCUGUCUUGUUUCUGGUGGAUACCUGAUCACUGGCUUGGCUACAAGCAUCCCCUUUCUUUGUGUGACUAUGGGAUUUUUAGCUGGUUUGGGUUUCUCUUUGUUGUACCAAACAGCAGUGGUGGUAAUAAGCAAAUACUUCAAAAAACGAUUAGGACUUUCUACAGCUAUUGCCCGUUCAGGGGUGGGACUGGCAUGUUUGUUGGCACCUUUUGCAAAAGUCCUGAUAGAUUUGUAUGACUGGACAGGUAUCACUGAGACAGUCAGUCAGAUUGUCUCUGGAUGGGCUGCUGAUCAAAACUGGACCAGAAAGUACCAUUAUCUUAAGUCUCACCUGAUUCUCUGCAGCAUCACUAACCUGCUUGCUCCUUUUGCCACCACAUUCCCACUACUCAUGAUCUAUACCCUCUUCUAUGCCAUUUUCUCUGGUGCUUACCUGGCAUUGGUAAUUCCUGUAUUGGUCAAUCUGUCAGGGAAUUCUGCACAUCAAAGGUUUUGGGGAUAUGCUGGGUUCUUUGCUGGGAUAGCUAUCCUUUCUGGACCACCUAUAGCAGGCUGGUUCUAUGAUCACACCCAGACAUAUGCCAGCUCUUUCUACUUGGCUGGCACAUGCUACCUCAUCUCUCCAGUCUUCCUGUUCUUUAUACCACUGUCUGAGAGAUGGAAAAGCAGAGCCUGGGCAGAAGGAGAGGACUGCAAUCAAGUGCAAGCUUAA